ACGCCGUCAGCUCCCGCGGCCUGUUUUAACGAGAAGUGGAGGAAGGCGGGAAAACGUACCCUCAAAUAUUCCCCAAUAUCUCUCCCUCUCCUCUCAAUUCUCAAGAGUGAGUGAGGGCUCGUAAAUAAAAAUCAUGGGCCAUGGCGGUUUCAAUUCCUCAGAAAUCCUCAACGAAAUCCAAACCCUAAUUUCAGAUCGGCUCCAAGUGAAACGAUUUCCUUCUCAGGUAUCAUACAAGUGGCUUAGCCGCAAUUUCUCUGUAUCAUCAAACAUUGCUAAAAGACUGCUUCAAGAGUUUGUUGAUUGUCAUGGAGAUGGGUUAGAAGUAAUUUAUGCGCUAUCUGGGUGGUCAACCAGCAAACAUCCAUACUACUCCAUAAGACUGGUGUCAAGGUUUAACCUUGAUGAAGUCCAGCGGGAGUUUAAAGAUGGUUGUUCUGUUCAGGUAUACAGCGUGCAACCUUGUAUCCCAAAGGAUCCCACGGAACUCUGGAAUGCCGAAUUUGUACAGGCAGAGGAGCUCUUUAAUCAGCCUUCAACUGUGGAAAACUGUUUGAGGGAUAACAGGUUCAGUGCAGUUUCAAACUCUUUUGUCAAGCGCAACACUAGUGGAGCACCUUUGCGUGUUGGGCAUCCGGAGCCUAAGAAGGGUUCAGAUGUGGCGGUCCCGUCACGAAAUAAUGGUAUUGUGCUUAAAAGGCAAAUGGAUCCUCAGGCACAAAAGGAAAAAGCACCCCAAACAAGUACGGAAGAGGGCUUACAGGAGAAGGCUGCAGUAAUAGUCAUAAAAAAUCAAGGUGCCCAACAAAUUCAUAAUCAGGGUGGUAGGCCACAAGUUGACACAAUUCAUGUUGGUAAAAAGAAAACCACUAAUGACAAAAGCUCAUCUGCGGGAUCUCUUGCAAGUUUAUGGGACCGUGCAUCUGCAAAAUCAAAGCCUAGCUCUGACCAGAUAGAUUCGGUCGAGAGUGUUCCAAAAACCAUAUUGAGUGCUGAAGGUCAUAUACGUGCCCGUGAGGCGGUGGAGGAGAUGAGUAGUGGCGAUGAAGAGGAAGGCUUUUCACGAAGAAGAAUAUCAAAUAAUGGUGGAAAUGGAAGGAAGCGGAGGGUAGUUUUUUGUCCUUCAGAUGAUGAUGACGAUGAUGAUGAAAUUGUUGUAAGCAUUGCAACACCAGAGCCUCCAAAAAGCAGAUCGGUUUUUGGAGCUGAAGCUGGUAUUAAUAACUCUGGGUCUGCUCUGGAGAAAAUGGAUAUGCAUACUAAAGAGCAGAAUAGUGAUGGGCAUCUGAAAGAGAAACAGCAACAUAGAGACAAUGGUGUGAGGACGACUGAGAAAAUAGAAGAUGCUAGCAAGGGUGUGGUGUCUAAGGUACCUUCGUCUGAGGUGAUUCGUGGUCAUAUUAAUGGAGAACAAAAUAAUGAAGAUAAGAAUGCUGCCAUCGCUCCUGCAGGCCCACCUAAGCGGAGAAAAGUUCUCAAGACACGGAUUGAUGAGCGGGGGAGAGAAGUGACUGAGGUUGUAUGGGAGGGAGAUGCUGAUGACAGCAGUAACACAGCCAAGGAGGCAAUAACUAACAAUACUGACAACAGGUCUACUGCAGCACCUAAAGCACCGGCUCCAGUGAAGGCUGCUCCAUUUAAUCCCCCUGCUAAGGGUGGUGUUAAGAAACCUGCCAAAGGUGGAGUGAAGGAUCCUAAACAAGGAAACAUCCUUUCAUUCUUCAAAAAGGCUUGAGGAUCGGUCAGGGAUCUAAUGCCAAUGAAGCUUUCUUGUUACUGAAAACUGUGAAUCUUAAUGUUAAUAUAGUGAUUAUGCUGUCUUAUUCAUUGGUUUUUAAAGCUGGAAAUUAAGAGUUCCUUCA
Molecule: messenger RNA, 1862 nt
Organism: Amborella trichopoda
Lineage: Eukaryota; Viridiplantae; Streptophyta; Magnoliopsida; Amborellales; Amborellaceae
Gene: POLD3
Product: DNA-directed DNA polymerase
Biological process (GO): DNA strand elongation involved in DNA replication; DNA replication; DNA synthesis involved in UV-damage excision repair
Cellular component (GO): delta DNA polymerase complex; nucleus
Molecular function (GO): DNA-directed DNA polymerase activity
Source: RefSeq, a predicted model, not a curated record